UUGCACGCGCACGCAGCGGCGCGCGCCGCGCCAAUACUACGCGGCCUGAUAGAGUCCGUGACAUGACUGAGGAGCGUACGUGUACAUGUAUGUCAUUUUCUAUUUUGUUCUCUUUAUCAAGACAAGUGUGCAGACCCAACUGAUCACAUUGGCAGUUCGGAAGCCCAUCAUCACAGCAAAUUAUGGACACAGAAUACCUGAAGUGGAAUUUGGGCAAUUGCCUGACCAGUGCCUUGGCCGAAGUCGCUGAGAAACGGCCCAUGGAUCCUAUUGAGUACAUUGCACAGUGGCUCUACAAGUACAAAAAAAAUGAGCACUAUGCAGAAGAGGAAGAAGCUCAAAGUAAGCAGCUCAUCAUUGAAAAGAAAGAGGCUGAGAAAGAAAAGGUCCGGCAAGAAAUAAUGCGACAGGAGGCUGAGAAAUUAGCUCUAGAAGAAGCUGAGGCAAAGAAGGCUGCAGAGCCCCCACCUGAAGCACCAGCAGAGGAGGACAAGUUGACAGUCACCAAAGAACGAAGCAAUCUCCCAGGUGCCCCUAACCUUGAGACUGUUCCAGAGGGAGAAGAACAACAGGAGGAAGAGCCAGUAGCUCAAGAAGAGGACAAUGUACAGCAAGAAACGAAGGAAGAGGGAGGAGAAGGGGAAGGGGAUGAAGAUGGAGGAGGUGGACCUGAGGUUGAAGAUGAGAGGGGGGAAGGUGAUGGGGAGCAGGCGACUGCCGAAGUGGAACAGGAAGCAAAUGAAGCAAGCUAAUAGUUCAGAGUCACUGAAAGAUUUCUUAGGAUUAGUAGUUGGCAAGCUGUGUACAUGCUGUAUGUGAAUUUAUUAGUGCCACACGGCCUUUGUCACAGCCAAAGUUUUAUGCUGGCACCUGAAAUUGGUUUAGAAAAGUUUGUACAUGUCAUAUGGGCAUGGAAUUCUUUUUACUGAAUUACAAAAAUAGAGUGAACUAUCUGUUCAGUACGUGCACAAGGCUUUUUACUUUUUGUUGUGUUUUUAUCUUGCUGUAAGCACAUCUUGAAAAGUCUGCCUAUGCUUGUAAUACAAACAGAAAGACUAAUCUUCAGAGAUACCUGGAAGGUGUGACCAGCAAAUUCAUCCUCCUAAAAAGUGUCCUUUUUGUUUUGACUCGGAAAAGCAUGCUGUUUUUUCGUAGAAGUUCAAUUUUCGUACAUCUUGGAUCAAUGAAAUCCAGGAAUGUUCAGAAGUGUUUUCCUAACUUGCCCAUGAAGGAAACAUCAGUGAACACUCACCCUCCAAGAUAUAAAGAAACAACAAAUUGAGUUGGUAUGCGUCUGAUUAGACAAAGUACAUGUAUUUGUAUAUUUUUUACCAAAAAGUAUUUGAAACAAAAUUUCUUUCCUUUGUUCAAGAACAUUAUAUCUUUGAUCAAGAACAUUGUAUCUUUUACUGCCUUUAUGAUUUUCAUAUAAAACAGGCCCUUGCAGAGUAAUUUCUGCAGAUUGAAAGACAAAAUCAUGUAUUCUCCUUCUUUUGGUUUAGUCUUACUGCUAAGAGCCUAGAUUCUUAGAACGGAUUUGACUAUCUCAUCAUUUUUGGUAAAUCCUAGUCAUUGCUGAACCUAAGGCAUAUAUGAGAUAUCUUUUUUGUCCGAGAAGGUAAUGAAAAACUUGUUUAACUGUGAGAGAAUUGCAACAUUUUCUGUCUGGUUCGCACUUUUCAAAAUGAAGGGCGGAGGAAUUUUAACAACUGUUUGAUGACUGUUGUUAUAUUGAAAGGUAACAGCCAUCGUAAAAGCUGUUAUCGUACUCAUCCAAGAAAUUUAAAAUUAUUAAAAUGUGCAGUUAUGCAACCUACAGCUUCCUUAUCUGACUCACAGUUUUAGAGAAAAUAAGCUUGUAGCUAUUGAUUCUUUGGGAAUGUCGAGGAAACUGUUGACAAUGGGGAAUGUUUUCUAUGACUGCACUUGUAGUUCCACAACUGGAUCCACACCUUCAAGCUCCACUGCACGCACAACUAUAGUUAUACAACCUGCAAAUUCCAUUUCAUGCUGCACCACCUCCGGAUUACCUUUAUAAACUCUCUCUCCACUCGAGUCCAGCACACUCUAAGGAUUGCCAGCACAUCCAGGCCAAAAUGUCGAGUUAACAUUCACCAGUUCUCUCAGAUCUACACCUUCCAAAAAAGAUUGAUCCCAUGGUGAACCUGCAAGCCUACAUCUCGUGUAACUUCCACCAUGCAAAGUUUAAAAUCUUACUUCAUUUCAAGAAGUAACUCAUGAAAGGUAAAGUGCUCUUAUUAACAAGGUUCAACUUUAUUUUGCUGGAAGGAUCUCUGUUGUGUUUUUGGCGGGAAGGGACAGUAUAUAGCAGGAAUGGACAGAAUUUGGCAGGAACAGACAAGUGUUAUUUCCCCAACUUGUCAAAUAAAUUCAUUUAACUAGUUAGUGAAA
Messenger RNA from Acanthaster planci (crown-of-thorns starfish), 2412 nucleotides. RefSeq lists its product as uncharacterized. Lineage: Eukaryota; Metazoa; Echinodermata; Asteroidea; Valvatida; Acanthasteridae. Gene Ontology annotation, cellular component: Set1C/COMPASS complex. The record is from RefSeq and is a predicted model, not a curated record.